Messenger RNA from Corticium candelabrum, 1895 nucleotides. RefSeq lists its product as uncharacterized. Bases 1 to 1734 code for a protein of 577 amino acids. The transcript has 9 exons. The record is from RefSeq and is a predicted model, not a curated record. Lineage: Eukaryota; Metazoa; Porifera; Homoscleromorpha; Homosclerophorida; Plakinidae.
AUGGCAAUCCCAAAAGAUGUUACUGGACAGAGACUUGAUGGUACUGAUUCUGCUGCUACAAAAUCUUCCUUGAAUCCUUGGCUUCGAGUUGACUUGCAAAACGAAUAUUUUGUGUUACGUGUUAGAGCUCUUCUUUAUGAUGAUCUAAGUCAAAAUAUGUCUGUCCAUGUUGGUAACAGCUUAACAAACAAUGGGAACGACAACCACAAUUGUGGAAAGGUUUCGUUUGACAGUCCUUCCUCUAAUGCAAUAUGGCGAGAUGUUAGCUGCAGUCCACCAGUUUGGGGAAGAUACAUUAAUUUACAAAGAAUAGUGACAUAUGACAUUCUUCGUGUAUGUGAGGUGGCUUUCAACUAUGAGUUGGAGAUUGCUAUUCUAGACAAUAAUAUGAACAUUGAAGGAACAAGUGUGGCAGUUGAUGAGAAUCAAGAUUACUCUAAUCCUAUUGAUUGUGGUGUCAGUCCUGAUGUGACCAACUUUAAUGCUCUCUUGCAAUGGAAACACAACACAACCAAUGAUGUACCAUCUUCAAGUGUACAGACUACUGGUGUAUAUCAGAUGUAUGAGAAUGGUGUGCAGCGACUCUACAUCAAAUCAGCUAGUGUCUCUUCCAAUGGUCUGUAUACAUGUCAAUAUACUGCAACUGAUGGCUCUAUAGUGUCAAAGUCAUUUACACUGAACGUCAAUGUAAACUGUGAAUGGAGCUCAUGGUCAGAUUGUACAUUAUCAUGUAGUUUUGGAACUCACACUCGUACACGAGCACAUCUUAAUAAGCAACACAAUGGAAUGGACUGUGUGGAGUUGCCAACUAAGGACUGUGACAGCAAACAACCACCAUGUGCACCAACAGCUGGGCAGUCACCAGAAGUUUCUUUUGAUGAGUCUUCAGUGCAAGAAUUAAGUUGCACAGCUUCACAGUAUUCUGGUCUGAGUGGAGACAUUACAUUUGAAUGGUACAGAGAAGAGAAUGGAGUUGAUUUAGCUAUUGCAUUAGACUCUCGAGUGACAAAUUCAUCUGAAAAUGAUGAAAUGGGAAAUUUUACUGGGAAAUUGAAAUUUGCAUCUGUGAAGCGUUCAGAUAGAAGAUUAAUCAAGUGCAGGGCUUUAACAAAAUUUGUUAUAAGAGUGAUGUACGUGUUGUUAGAUGCUCCCGAAUUUGUUAAAAUUGCAGUGGUUGUGAAAGGACAAAUUUAUGAAUGGAGAGGAGGCAAGAGUGCAACAGGAUCUACUCUGGAAUUAACAUCACUUGAAUUUAAGGAUGAAGGGACAUACACAUGUGUUGCUAGUAACACUAUUGAGGCUGGUGCUAAGUCCACUAAUACUUCAGUACAGUUGAAAAUUGAAGUGAAUGAGUCAUUGUCUGGAGAAUCAUCAAAUUCUGUAAUCUUAAGCUUGGGAGUGGUGAUAGCAGUUGCUAUUACAGUAAUUGUCAUCAUUCUUGUGCUAGUCAUCAUUGUUUUUGUUUUGCUGAGGAGAAAUUACAGGAAUACUGUUAAACAAAGAGGAAAGAAGAUAUCAGAGCCUGUAAAAUGUGAUCAUUCUGCUACUAAUUCUAAAGCAAAUUCUGGAACAGAGGACUGUGUGGAGAGAAGCAAUGAUAUGACAACCAACUGCUCCUAUGCUACUUCAAAUGCAGUCGAAUAUGAAGAGAUUGCAACUGAACGCGUUGCAGUUCAGCAAGACAGGGAAAUUGAGGAAAUCUAUGAAACUAUGGAUGGUGAAUCAACAUUUUAAAAUCAAUUCAAUGUAACAAAAUCUCUUUGAUAAUGAUUUGUGACUUAUAAGGGUUUAGAAUACGUCUGUUACCAGUAGCCAUAGGUUUAGAAUGUAGUGGUUUCAUUUUUGUUUCUAGUUUGACACGACUGGUUUGUUUAUAGCUGGUAGGUAAACUUGAA